This is a messenger RNA of Perognathus longimembris pacificus (Pacific pocket mouse), 4979 nucleotides long. RefSeq names its product tenascin R (gene Tnr). NCBI's taxonomy places the organism in Eukaryota, Metazoa, Chordata, Mammalia, Rodentia, Heteromyidae. Gene Ontology annotation, molecular function: protein binding. The coding region runs from base 319 to 4395 and encodes 1358 amino acids. The transcript has 23 exons. The record is from RefSeq and is a predicted model, not a curated record.
UUUUCUCAGAAAAAGAAGGAAAGGAAGAGAAGAGAGAGAGAGAGAGAGAGAGGUGGGGGCUCUAGGUGAGUGCAUCAGCUGGCCCUAGCCCCAGCAGACAAGAAUUCUCUUCCCAGGAAGCUCCUGUCACUCCAGGCUGCCCACCCCCAGCCCCGGUGUCUCUGUAUCAUCUAAUUGCUUGCUGGGCAGACCUGUUCUGGAGUUCAGAUUAAAGAGAGUACAGUCAAGGCAACGCACCAGAGACUCCAUCAGCAAAGAGUCCCACCACUUCACGCUGUGUCCUGCAAGCUGCUGUUGAACUUGGCUCUGGUUGAGAGGAUGGGAGCAGACGGAGAAACGGUGGUCCUGAAAAACAUGCUCAUUGGUGUCAACCUGAUCCUUCUGGGAUCCAUGCUCAAGCCCUCAGAGUGUCAGCUAGAGGUGACCACCGAAAGAGUUCAGAGACAGACAGUAGAGGAGGAGGGAGGCAUUUCCAAUUACAAUACCACCAGCAAAGAGCAGCCUAUGGUCUUCAACCAUGUGUACAAUAUUAACGUGCCCCUGGAGAGCCUCUGCUCCUCGGGGCUGGAGGCCUCAGCUGAGCAGGAGGUGAGCACUGAAGAUGAGACCCUGGCAGAGUACACGGGCCAGACCUCAGACCAUGAGAGCCAGGUCACCUUCACCCACAAGAUCAACCUUCCCAAAAAGGCCUGCCCAUGUGCCAGCUCCACCCAGGUGCUGCAGGAACUGCUGAGCCGGAUCGAGAUGCUGGAGAGGGAGGUGUCGUUGCUGAGGGACCAGUGCAACACCAACUGCUGCCAGGAGAGUGCUGCUACAGGACAACUGGACUAUAUUCCUCACUGCAGUGGCCAUGGCAACUUUAGCUUGGAGUCCUGUGGCUGCAUCUGCGAUGAAGGCUGGUUUGGCAAGAAUUGCUCAGAGCCCUACUGCCCACUAGGCUGCUCCAGCCGGGGGGUAUGCGUGGAUGGCCAGUGCAUCUGUGACAGUGAAUACAGUGGUGAUGACUGCUCUGAGCUCCGGUGUCCCACAGACUGCAGCUCCCGGGGGCUCUGCGUGGACGGGGAGUGUGUUUGUGAAGAGCCCUACAUGGGCGAGGACUGCAGGGAGCUGAGGUGUCCUGGAGACUGCUCAGGAAAGGGGAGAUGUGUUAAUGGCACUUGCUUGUGCCAAGAGGGCUAUGCGGGUGAUGACUGUGGCCAGCAGCGGUGUCUGAAUGCCUGCAGUGGGCGAGGACAAUGCCAGGAGGGGCUCUGCAUUUGUGAGGAGGGCUACGAGGGUCCCGACUGCUCUGCAGUUGCCCCUCCAGAGGACUUGCGAGUGGCUGGUAUCAGCGACAGGUCCAUUGAGCUGGAAUGGGACGGGCCGAUGGCAGUGACGGAAUAUGUGAUCUCUUACCAGCCGACGGCCCUGGGGGGCCUCCAGCUCCAGCAGCGGGUGCCUGGAGAUUGGAGUGGUGUCACCAUCACAGAGCUGGAGCCAGGUCUCACCUACAACAUCAGCGUCUACGCUGUCAUUAGCAACAUCCUCAGCCUUCCCAUCUCUGCCAAGGUGGCCACCCAUCUCUCCACGCCUCAAGGGCUACAGUUCAAGGCCAUCACGGAAACCACGGUGGAAGUGCAAUGGGAGCCCUUCUCAUUCUCCUUUGAUGGGUGGGAGAUCAGCUUCAUUCCAAAGAACAAUGAAGGAGGGGUGAUUGCUCAGCUCCCCAGCGAUGUUACCUCCUUUAACCAGACAGGAUUGAAGCCUGGGGAGGAAUACCUUGUCAAUGUAGUGGCACUGAAGGAACAAGCUCGAAGCCUCCCAACCUCGGCCAGCGUCUCCACUGUCAUUGACGGACCCACGCAGAUCCUGGUUCGAGAUGUCUCUGACACUGUGGCCUUUGUGGAGUGGACCCCACCUCGAGCCAAAGUCGAUUUCAUUCUCCUGAAAUAUGGCUUGGUGGGCGGAGAAGGUGGAAAGACCACAUUCCGGCUCCAGCCUCCCCUGAGCCAGUACUCAGUGCAGGCCCUGCGGCCUGGGUCUCGCUAUGAGGUGUCAGUCAGCGCCGUCCGAGGGACAAAUGAGAGCGAUGCUGCAACCACCCACUUCGCCACAGAGAUUGAUGCCCCCAAGAACUUGAGAGUCAGUUCCCGAACAGCAACCAACCUUGAACUGGAAUGGGAUAACAGCGAGGCAGAGGUUGAGGAGUACAAGGUUGUAUACAGCACUCUGGCGGGUGAGCAGUACCAUGAUGUGCUGGUUCCUAGAGGCAUGGGUCCCACCACCAGGACCACCCUCACAGAUCUGGUACCUGGCACCGAGUAUGGAGUUGGAAUAUCUGCUGUCAUGAACUCACAACAAAGUGUGCCAGCCACCAUGAAUGCCAGGACUGAACUCGACAGUCCUCGAGACCUCAUGGUGACAGCCUCAUCAGAGACAUCCAUCUCCCUCAUCUGGUCCAAGGCCAGUGGCCCAAUCGACCACUACCGAAUUACCUUUACUCCAUCCUCUGGGAUCGCCUCAGAAGUCACUGUGCCAAAGGACAGGACUUCAUACACACUGACAGACCUAGAGCCUGGAGCAGAGUACAUUAUUUCUAUCACUGCUGAGAGGGGCCGGCAGCAGAGCUUAGAGUCCACUGUGGAUGCCUUUACAGGCUUCCGCCCUAUCUCCCACUUGCACUUCUCUCAUGUGACUUCCUCCAGCGUCAACAUCACCUGGAGUGACCCAUCUCCCCCAGCAGACAGACUCAUUCUGAACUACAGCCCCCGGGAUGAGGAGGAAGACAUGAUGGAGGUCUCCUUGGAUGCUACAAAGAGGCAUACUGUCCUGAUGGGUCUGCAGCCAGCCACCGAAUAUAUUGUGAACCUGGUGGCUGUCCAUGGCACGGUGACCUCCGAGCCCAUCGUGGGCUCCAUCACCACAGGAAUUGAUCCUCCCAAAGACAUCACAAUUAGUAAUGUGACCAAGGACUCAGUGACCGUCUCCUGGAGCCCUCCAACUGCAUCUUUUGAUUACUACCGAGUAUCGUAUCGACCCACCCAAGUGGGACGGCUGGACAGCUCAGUGGUGCCCAACACUGUGUCAGAAUUCACCAUCACCAGGCUAAACCCAGCUACCGAAUACGAAAUCAGCCUCAACAGCGUGCGAGGCAGGGAGGAGAGCGAGCGCAUCUGCACCCUCGUGCACACAGCCAUGGACAACCCUGUGGGUCUGAUUGCUACCAACAUCACCCCCACAGAAGCCCUGCUGCAGUGGAAGGCUCCAGUGGGAGAGGUGGAGAGCUACGUCAUCGUUCUCACACACUUUGCUGUGGCUGGGGAAACCAUUUUGGUGGAUGGAGUCAGUGAGGAAUUCCAGCUUGUAGACUUACUUCCUCGCACAAACUACACUGUCACCAUGUACGCCACCAGUGGACCUCUCACCAGUGGUACUAUCAGCACCAAUUUCUCUACCCUUUUGGAUCCCCCUACCAAUCUGACCGCCAGUGACAUCACCAGGCAAAGUGCACUGAUCUCCUGGCAGCCUCCCAGGGCAGAGAUCGAAAACUACAUCUUGACAUAUAAAUCCACCGAUGGAAGCCGCAAAGAGCUGAUUGUGGAUGCAGAAGACACCUGGAUUCGACUGGAGGGCCUGUCAGAGAACACAGACUACACAGUGCUCCUGCAGGCUGCUCAGGACGCUACACGGAGCAGCCUCACCUCCACCACCUUCACCACGGGGGGUCGAGUGUUUUCUCAUCCUCAAGACUGUGCCCAGCAUUUGAUGAAUGGAGACACUCUGAGUGGGGUGUACACUAUCUUCCUCAAUGGAGAGCUAAGCCAGAAGCUGCAGGUGUACUGCGACAUGACCACGGAUGGGGGUGGCUGGAUUGUAUUUCAAAGGCGACAAAAUGGCCAGACUGAUUUUUUCCGCAAAUGGGCUGAAUACCGUGUUGGCUUUGGAAACCUGGAAGAUGAGUUUUGGCUAGGGCUGGACAACAUACACAGGAUCACAUCCCAGGGCCGCUACGAGCUCCGUGUGGACAUGCGGGAUGGACAGGAGACAGUCUUCGCCCAUUAUGACAAGUUCUCCGUGGAGGACAGCAGAAGCCUGUACAAACUCCGCAUAGGAGGCUACAAUGGCACUGCGGGAGACUCCCUCAGCUACCACCAGGGGCGCCCUUUCUCCACAGAGGACAGAGACAACGAUGUCGCAGUCACAAACUGUGCCAUGUCAUACAAAGGCGCUUGGUGGUAUAAGAACUGCCAUAGGACCAACCUCAACGGGAAGUACGGAGAGUCUCGACACAGUCAGGGGAUCAACUGGUACCAUUGGAAAGGUCACGAGUUCUCCAUCCCCUUUGUGGAAAUGAAAAUGCGUCCCUACAACCACCGUCUCUCAGCAGGGAGGAAACGACGGGCCUUACAGUUUUGAGCAGUGGGCAGCCGGGAACCAAACGAUAUUUUCUGUCAUUUGUUUGUAUUUUAUAAUAUGAGACUCGGGGGAGGGAGGGCAAUAGUCAUGUGCUUUGCAACAUACAUAUUAAGAGUUUUUGAAGGAAGCAGGGACAUCGCAGAUAUCAGCUGACUACCAUCCAUCUGCUCAUAGUUUCUGCUGCCUUGGAGCCUGACUCUGGGACUGCCUUCUCCCUCCUCCAGUCAUCCCUAAUUAACCCCUCCUUUCCUAUCUAGAAGGAAAGGGGAUAAGCUGUGGGCUGCAGAUGCUUAUGGUGACAGUCACAGGCCUUCCAUGUAUUUGUGAUCCCAUCACAAGCCUUCAAUGGCCAAGUAAUCAAUCAUACCAGCUGAGAAGAAACCUCAGCAACAGGGCUUGGCCAACAACUUCCCACAAAAAGGAGGAAAAUAUCAACAACCCAAAUCCUUUGUAAUGGGCCAAAGAUCCUCAUCCUCUGUGAUUCCUGUGUUUUGCAACCCAACCCAUCAGUCCCUCACCAAAUUUCAUUCUACCUUAGUUCUACCUGUUUUACAAUCUCAUUCUCAAGGCAGAUGCUAUUUGCU